AUGCCGGAAAGCAUCUUCUAUACCUUCACGGCCUAUGCCGCCCUGAUCGGCGUCGGCUAUGUCGUCUAUCAUAUGUCUACCCAAAAGGCUCGGGCUCAGGCCAAGGGUCAAAUCAAGCCGGCCAAAACCGUACAGCCAGAGACACGUAAAGAAGACCGCAAGAAAAAGCAACGCCAGGAGGCUUUCGCAUCAGAGGCCCAGGAGUCCUCCAAGAAGCCUAAGGCCGAGCCAGAAACCAGUGCUUGGUCGAGUAGCGUCAAGGAAAAGGAUGAAAACAUUGACAACCGCGAGUUCGCCCGACAGCUCGCAAAGGCUAAGGAGGGAACCAAACUCGCCGCCAAGGCUGACACCGGCAAGCAGCGAGAGAAGUCUGUGAAGCAGUCUCGCGCCAACAAGGUGGCCGGUGCUACUGAAAAGAAGGAAUCGGCCCAGUCAUCUACCACUGGUGCCGACGCCGACGACGAUCAAUCCCCUGUCACCACUCCUGAUGUCACACCCGCACCCGCACCUGCAGUCGCUGUCGCUGGCGAUGUCUCCGAUAUGCUUGAGGCCGCCCCCGCCCGUCAAACCGUCCUUCGUGUGACCGACACUGAGCCCAAGAAGCAGAACAAGAAGGCCGCCAAGGUCGAGGCUCCUGUUGAGUCCAAGAAGCAGCGUCAAAACCGCAAGAAGGCUGAGGCCGCCAAGGCUGCCCGUGAAGAGAACGAGAAGGAGCGCAAGGCUCUCGAGGAGCAGCAACGCCGUGCCGCUCGUAUUGCCGAGGGACGUGCUGCCAAGGAUGGUUCUCAGUUCACUGCUGCUCAGGCCAAGUCGUCCGCCUGGAAGGAGGGAGCUCCCAAGGCUGCCAAUGAUGCCCCUGCCGCCCAGACCAACGGCUUCCACCAGCCUCUCGAUACUUUCGAGAAGGCUCCUUCCACCUCUGCUGCUGCCCCUAAGGCCGAUAACAAAUGGAUUGAGUCUCUUCCUUCCGAAGAGGAGCAGCUUCAGCAGCUCCAGAACGACGAUGAAUGGAGCACUGUCAAGACAAAGUCCAAGAAGACUGCUAAGAACGCCCCUUCAGCUGGCUCUGGUGAUGAGGUUGCGGCCCGCCCUGCUGCUCAACCUAAGCAGUCUACCGGCCCCAACAAGGCUGUCCAGCCUUCUCAGUCCUAUGGAUCUUACACAGCACUGACCACUAAGGACGACGGUGCUGAUGAGGAAGAGGAAGAGGAAGAGUGGGAUGUCUAAGCAAUAUCAGCCCCAAGAUUGAUGUAUGGUGUGCUUGAGAGGCACACACAUUUCCCUUUACCCUUUUUUGUAACUUGCCUAUUUCUUUUUCAUCAACGGAUUUAAUCGCAAAGAUUUGGAUUCGAAUACGCUGUUUGCUGUCCCAGUACUUGACAGGGCAUGGGCCGUGUGCAAUAGCACAAGCGUUUGUGGUUGGGAGUUCAGGUUUUCUGGUCAGUUUUUGACCAAGCGAGGCACUUCAAUCGAAUGGUAGCUAUCUGCAGAAAAAAACAUGACGGGAUUCACAUUAUGGACAAAAAGCAAGAGAUUUAUGCCAGCCGUGGAAUUUAGGUGAAUGGCAUUCGGUUAAUGCUCAGAUCAUUGAUCGAAAGUCUGUUUUUGGGAGAAAGCCGGGUUGUGUAUUGAUAGUUGGUUUGUU
This is a messenger RNA of Fusarium graminearum PH-1, 1645 nucleotides long. RefSeq lists its product as uncharacterized. The transcript has a single exon. The coding region runs from base 1 to 1227 and encodes 408 amino acids. NCBI's taxonomy places the organism in Eukaryota, Fungi, Ascomycota, Sordariomycetes, Hypocreales, Nectriaceae. The record is from RefSeq and is a predicted model, not a curated record.